CGUGACUAUCACCACGCGCAUCAUCGCGGAGCUGGGAGAGGACCACUGUCGACCAUCAUCAGCACCUACAAGAUAUCAUUCUUCCUCGACGUUCCCUAACUAUUUAAUACUAACUCAAGCUCAGAAUUAACAUAUUUCCACCCAUUCAGACCGACAUGUCUGCCUUCACCUCGUCGCUUCGCCCCUUCCUGCGCGCCUCUUCAGGUGCAGCUCUCUCCGCACGCUCUUUCAGCACCUCCUCGCCGCGCUCGAUCGCACGCAUGAUCAUCACUGGCCGUCUCGCUGCCGAGCCCGAGCUGCACGCCACCUCAACCGGUCAGGAUGUCAUCAAGUAUGCGGUGGGUACAACCUACGGCAGAGGGGAUAACCGGCAGACCAGCUGGUUCCGCGUCUCGAGCUUCCAGCCUGAAGGUUCGCAGCGGGAUUUCAUUCUCAGCCUGCCAAAGGGUACCCUUGUGUACAUUGAGGGCGAUGCCACCAUGCGUUCGUACGAAGACGCAGAUGGCAAGAGACAGUCUGCCCUGAGCAUUGUACAACGGACUCUCGAGGUCCUCAAACGCCCGUACAACCCCGACGCUGCUGAUUCUGAAACUUCUUCCCAAUAAUCGGCUUCGAGGACAAGUGGGAUAGAAAAGAAAUGAUCGGUGGGGGGAGGCAUUUUGGUUACUAUUUCCUGUUGGGGUAGAUCGCUCCUCGUUAAGAAUCUUUGUCUGAAAUCUCCGCUUUGUCGGUGAAGCCGACUGUUGGCCGCCGCUCCCUUUGACUUGCAUGUAUUGUAGUUGCCGUGCUGUACCAGUAUACCCUUGAAUGACACUACUUUGACCGUGCACUC
Messenger RNA from Aspergillus novofumigatus IBT 16806, 832 nucleotides. Its product is annotated as single-stranded DNA-binding protein. Gene Ontology annotation, molecular function: single-stranded DNA binding. The record is from RefSeq and is a predicted model, not a curated record. Gene Ontology annotation, biological process: positive regulation of helicase activity; mitochondrial DNA replication. Gene Ontology annotation, cellular component: mitochondrial nucleoid. Lineage: Eukaryota; Fungi; Ascomycota; Eurotiomycetes; Eurotiales; Aspergillaceae. Bases 156 to 605 code for a protein of 149 amino acids. The transcript has 3 exons.